Dreissena polymorpha is the source of this 2388-nucleotide messenger RNA. Its product is annotated as membrane metallo-endopeptidase-like 1. Gene Ontology annotation, biological process: protein processing. Gene Ontology annotation, cellular component: plasma membrane. Lineage: Eukaryota; Metazoa; Mollusca; Bivalvia; Myida; Dreissenidae. The record is from RefSeq and is a predicted model, not a curated record. Gene Ontology annotation, molecular function: metalloendopeptidase activity.
AUGAACGGCACAAGCACUGAAUCUUUUACCAAGAGCCGGUCAGGCAGUAGCCGAGUGCUCGUGUUCCUCGUGGUGUUAUUCGCACUGACAACUGUGGCAUUGGCAGUGGUGGUAGCACUGACCGUGCUGAAGGUCAAGGACAUAGAGGAUAUACGUCGUGGUCUCAAAAUGAACGGCACAAGCACUGAAUCUUUUACCAAGAGCCGGUCAGGCAGUAGCCGAGUGCUCGUGUUCCUCGUGGUGUUAUUCGCACUGACAACUGUGGCAUUGGCAGUGGUGGUAGCACUGACCGUGCUGAAGGUCAAGGACAUAGCGGAAUCGGAUAUAUGCCUGACAGAGGGCUGCGUUAUGGCGGCCGCCAGGUUGCGUGGCGCCAUGGAUACUAAGGUGAACCCAUGUGAUGACUUUUUCAACUUCGCGUGCGGUACGUGGAUCCAAAAGCACGUGAUACCAGAGGACAAGAGUUCGUUUGGCACUUUCACCCAACUUGGGGAUGACGUAAAUGUCAUAGUAAAAGGUGUUCUUGAAGUCGCCGACAAGCACGACGACCCGGAAGUGGUCACAAAGGCAAGAAAGUACUACAAGGCAUGUUUUGACGAAAAGAAAAUAGAAGACUUGGGCCUAACCUAUAUCCAAUCUUAUCUGACGGCACUUGGCGGAUUCCCAGUCCUUGCGUCGAAACCUGGAGGCAACUGGGUUGCAGCUGGGUUCGACUUGGUGAAUCUAUUGGUGAGGACUAGAAAUGGAACAAAUAUCUUGCCUCUGAUAGACGUGGGUGUGGUGCAGGAUGACAAGAACCCAUCGAAAUAUAUCCUCUACGUAGAUCAACCCAACCUCGGUAUGCCGAGCAGGGACUAUUAUCUCAAGGAGCGCAAUGCCACCGACCUGAUGGCCUACCAGACCAUGUUGGAAGAGAUUGCCGUAGCUCUAGGGCCUGAUCAAAGGAAGGCUAGUGAAGCUGCAAAGCAAGUGGUUGAUCUGGAGAUUGAUUUAGCAAAUAUUACUGUACGCAAGGAGGACAGGCGGGACCCUGAAAAGCUGUACAAUAAAAUGACCAUCACCGACUUGGCGUCACAGUUUCCAGGAGUGGCAUGGCAAAGACUUAUAACUGGCAUUUUUAAUCACGUUGGCAUGACGAUAGAUGCCAACGAACCUGUUAUUGCUAUGGCUCCACCAUUUCUUGUCAAGUUUGGAAGCAUGCUUAGCAGAUACACCGCAGAGACGCUGGCAAACUAUGUUGUUUGGCAGAGAGUCGUUAGCAACACAGAGUUUCUCCCAAAAAAGUUUAAGGAAAUCCGUCUUAAGUACAGUAAGGUGAUUUACGGGACUGCCUCCGUACCCGCCCGCUGGCAGACAUGCGCCAAAAUUGUGACCAACGCUAUGCCGGAAGUAGUUGGUCGGCUGUUUGUGGAAACGGCCUUCAAGGAGGACGCCAAGAGAGAUGUAUUGGAUCUUGUAGACAAGCUGCGUGAGGCGUUUAAGGAAAUGAUUGACCACCUUGACUGGAUGAGCUACACAACCAAACAGAUUGCCAAGGAAAAGGCCAAUUACAUAGACCCGCGAAUCGGUUACCAAGAUCUUGUGUACAAAAACAACGACUUGAAUAAUUUGUAUAAAAAUGUGACUGUAGAUGAGAACGACCCCCUGAAGACUCUUGUCAGUAUAAGAGAGGCAUCGGUUAUACGCACACUUCUGCUGCUGAGAAAGGACUACGACAAAUCAGAGUGGCACAUGUCCCCAGCAACUGUGAAUGCCUAUUAUGCGCCAAAUAUCAACUCAAUAACAUUCCCCGCUGCCAUUCUCCAACCUCCGUUUUAUUCAAAAGACCAACCGGCCUAUUUGAAUUAUGGAGGAAUUGGGUACGUCAUCGGUCACGAGAUUACGCACGGUUUUGACGAUCAAGGACGUAUGUAUGACAAAGAGGGAAACCUUAAGUCCUGGUGGACGGCGGAUGACGGCACGAAGUUUGUGGAACGUGCUCAGUGCAUCAUAGAUCAGUACAACGGCUUCGUGGUGCCAGGAACAGGCAAUAUGACUGUGGAUAAUGGUAUCAACACCCUUGGCGAAAAUAUAGCGGAUUCUGGUGGCAUAAAAGAAAGCUUCAAUGCGUACCGAAAGUGGGUGAACACUGCAAGAGGAGGCAAGGAGGAGCCCAAACUGCCUGGUCUGGCCUACACACCGAAUCAGCUGUACUUUCUCAAUGCUGCACAGGUUUGGUGCGGAAGUAUGAGAGAUCAAGCGAAGGUGGGGCAUAUUCGUACACAACCACAUAGCAUAUCGGAGUACAGAGUGUACGGUCCUAUGCAGAACUACGAUGAGUUCUCCAAGGCAUGGAACUGCCCUGCAGGAUCCUUCAUGAACAGUAGGCGCAAGUGCUCCGUCUGGUAG